AUGCUGGCCAGAUCGAUCAUUCAAAGCAUUGGAGUCAGCUCUAGAGCUGCUUAUAGACCUUUGGUGGGUGGUGCAGCCCAGAGGCUUUUCCACACCUCCACAUUUUUGAUGAAGCCUGCUGUUUCCCUCGACCAUUCUGCUGCUGGUGCCCAGGAGUCAAUCUGGCCCGCAAACUUCAGACUUUCUCGUCCAAAGACAUGGGAAGAGAGUGGCGAGUCUGCUUUAUCGAAGGCAACCAAAUGGUAUUUGCUUGCUGAGAUGUUUCGUGGUUUGUACAUCGUUUUGGAGAUGUACUUCCGUGCCCCAUAUACAAUCUACUAUCCUUUCGAGAAGGGUCCUAUGUCCCCACGUUUCAGAGGUGAGCAUGCCUUGAGACGUUAUCCUAGUGGCGAAGAAAGGUGUAUUGCGUGUAAGCUGUGUGAGGCGAUUUGCCCUGCUCAGGCGAUCACGAUCGAAGCCGAAGAGAGAGUGGACGGAUCCAGAAGGACAUACAAAUAUGAUAUUGACAUGACCAAGUGUAUUUACUGUGGUUACUGCCAGGAGAGUUGCCCUGUGGACGCGAUUGUGGAGACUCCAAACACGGAGUACGCUACAGAGACCAGGGAGGAGUUACUGUACAACAAGGAGAAACUGCUUGAGAAUGGUGACAAAUGGGAGCUGGAGUUGCAGUAUGUGGCCAAUGCCGAUGCCCCAUACAGGUGA
Messenger RNA from Kuraishia capsulata CBS 1993, 702 nucleotides. RefSeq lists its product as uncharacterized. NCBI's taxonomy places the organism in Eukaryota, Fungi, Ascomycota, Pichiomycetes, Pichiales, Pichiaceae. Gene Ontology annotation, cellular component: membrane. The coding region runs from base 1 to 702 and encodes 233 amino acids. Gene Ontology annotation, biological process: mitochondrial respiratory chain complex I assembly; mitochondrial electron transport, NADH to ubiquinone. Gene Ontology annotation, molecular function: NADH dehydrogenase activity; 4 iron, 4 sulfur cluster binding. The record is from RefSeq and is a predicted model, not a curated record. The transcript has a single exon.